Molecule: messenger RNA, 6319 nt
Organism: Salvelinus fontinalis (brook trout)
Lineage: Eukaryota; Metazoa; Chordata; Actinopteri; Salmoniformes; Salmonidae
Gene: mief2
Product: mitochondrial elongation factor 2
Exons: 8
Coding region: 84-1475 (463 amino acids)
Biological process (GO): mitochondrion organization; positive regulation of mitochondrial fission
Cellular component (GO): mitochondrial outer membrane
Source: RefSeq, a predicted model, not a curated record
UAUUUUAUUUUAACAAAUGGAUUGGAGUUAGAAUACAAUAUAGCAGCAGUUGUAGAUUGGUGUCUCUUGCGGGACAGGAAGCGAUGGACUUCCGGUGGGGGAGGAGCCGAGGUGAGGAGGGUGUCGCCGUGGUGAUAAACUUCCUGCUGGCUAAUGCCCGAUUGGUCCUGGGAGUGGGAGGGGCCGCGGUGCUGGGCAUCGCUACGUUGGCUGUCAAGAGGUUGAUAGAACGCGCAGGCCGAGCGGCGGAGGACGAGAAGGUGGAACAGAAGAUGUCAGAGAGCUGGGAGGAGCUUAGCUUAGUCUCCGCCUCCCCAAAGUCCAUAAGGAAGGGGCUGGAGAGUGUGGUCAUGAAACACGUCGCCAAGGCAACCAAGCCACAGAAAGCUGACCUGUGCCAGCCUCAGCAGCAGAAGUCUAGUCUGAUCGAGAAGCCUGUCAAAGCAGCAGAGUCCCAGAGACCCGAGAGCCUACAGCUGUCUCUCACCCUGCAGGACCGUCUCCAGCAGUAUUAUUCUACCAGAGCAGCUUUAGCCCCAGAGGUCGUCCACAGAGCUGAGAGUCUAGCUCUAGAUAUCUGUAUAGAGGUACAAGGCUUCCUGCACGCCACAAACCCUGACAUGCCUCUGGGAGAGAUGUCACUGGGAGGAUCCCUGCUCGACGACCUACAGGUGGUGAGAGCGGACCAUGCAUGCCUGCUGGUUCCCCUCCAGCUAGAACCCAGUCUGUGGAGACUGAUCCCAGGGGAGGAGACUCUCCUAACACACCCUCUACACUGGAUGGUCCGACGAGUCAACCUGGAAUACUUCCCUAGAGGACGCAGCUACUGGGACAGGUUCCUAGUAGGAGGGUAUCUAUCCUGCCGGGCGCUGGUGAGCAUGCUCAGUAAGGCUGUGAUGGAAACCAUGAACUGGCCGUCUCUCUCCUCCACUCUUGACUGUCUGGUCAGGCCUGUCCUCGGAGGAGAUGACCUGAAACUGGAGAUACGACCAGAGCGAGGUGACACUCUCUUCAUCUCCAUGGUGCCGGUGCUGAGGGAGGCAGACGUGGUCCUGACUGCCCAGGUAGAGUUAACCCAGCCCUGGGAUAGUGCCUGGCACCUCUCCCUCUACCCCUGGGAGACCCAGCGCCUGGCCCAGCUCGACUCAGCUGACCACGGGGUCCGACGCACCGUCCUCAAAACCCUCAAAGCCGUCUGUCGACACUGUCCCGCCCUGCGACCCCUCACCGCUGCACCGCUGGCCAAUCUCAUCCUCCACCUCAGCGACAAGGACUUGGAUUGGUCGGAGGGUUGUCUGAGUGGGCGGUUCCAGCAGUGUGUGUGGGAGCUGAUAGGCUAUCUGGAGCUGGGGGUGUUACCUAGCUACUUCAAGUCCAGUGUUAAUAUGUUGAACGGACUGACGGAGGAAGAGGUCGAUGAGAUGGGGUUUAUGUUGUACUGCGCGGUCUCUGAGCCGGACAUUCUGCUGAUAUAGAAAUAUAUAUAUACCCUAACCUGGUGUGUCUGUCAGAGAGGAAGAGGACAGUGUUAUAUAUAUAUAUAUACUCUAACCUGGUGUGUCUGUCAGAGAGGAAGAGGACAGUGUUAUAUAUAUAUAUAUAUACUCUAACCUGGUGUGUCUGUCAGAGAGGAAGAGGACAGUGUUAUAUAUAUAUAUAUAUACUCUAACCUGGUGUGUCUGUCAGAGAGGAAGAGGACAGUGUUAUAUAUAUAUAUAUAUACUCUAACCUGGUGUGUCUGUCAGAGAGGAAGAGGACAGUGUUAUAUAUAUAAUAUAUACUCUAACCUGGUGUGUCUGUCAGAGAGGAAGAGGACAGUGUUAUAUAUAUAUAUAUAUACUCUAACCUGGUGUGUCUGUCAGAGAGGAAGAGGACAGUGUUAUAUAUAUAUAUAUAUACUCUAACCUGGUGUGUCUGUCAGAGAGGAAGAGGACAGUGUUAUAUAUAUAUAUAUACUCUAACCUGGUGUGUCUGUCAGAGAGGAAGAGGACAGUGUUAUAUAUAUAUAUAUAUACUCUAACCUGGUGUGUCUGUCAGAGAGGAAGAGGACAGUGUUAUAUAUAUAUAUAUACUCUAACCUGGUGUGUCUGUCAGAGAGGAAGAGGACAGUGUUAUAUAUAUAUAUAUACUCUAACCUGGUGUGUCUGUCAGAGAGGAAGAGGACAGUGUUAUAUAUAUAUAUAUACUCUAACCUGGUGUGUCUGUCAGAGAGGAAGAGGACAGUGUUAUAUAUAUAUAUAUACUCUAACCUGGUGUGUCUGUCAGAGAGGAAGAGGACAGUGUUAUAUAUAUAUAUAUAUACUCUAACCUGGUGUGUCUGUCAGAGAGGAAGAGGACAGUGUUAUAUAUAUAUAUAUAUACUCUAACCUGGUGUGUCUGUCAGAGAGGAAGAGGACAGUGUUAUAUAUAUAUAUAUAUACUCUAACCUGGUGUGUCUGUCAGAGAGGAAGAGGACAGUGUUAUAUAUAUAUAUAUAUACUCUAACCUGGUGUGUCUGUCAGAGAGGAAGAGGACAGUGUUAUAUAUAUAUAUAUACUCUAACCUGGUGUGUCUGUCAGAGAGGAAGAGGACAGUGUUAUAUAUAUAUAUAUACUCUAACCUGGUGUGUCUGUCAGAGAGGAAGAGGACAGUGUUAUAUAUAUAUAUAUAUACUCUAACCUGGUGUGUCUGUCAGAGAGGAAGAGGACAGUGUUAUAUAUAUAUAUAUACUCUAACCUGGUGUGUCUGUCAGAGAGGAAGAGGACAGUGUUAUAUAUAUAUAUAUAUACUCUAACCUGGUGUGUCUGUCAGAGAGGAAGAGGACAGUGUUAUAUAUAUAUAUAUAUACUCUAACCUGGUGUGUCUGUCAGAGAGGAAGAGGACAGUGUUAUAUAUAUAUAUAUAUACUCUAACCUGGUGUGUCUGUCAGAGAGGAAGAGGACAGUGUUAUAUAUAUAUAUAUAUACUCUAACCUGGUGUGUCUGUCAGAGAGGAAGAGGACAGUGUUAUAUAUAUAUAUAUAUACUCUAACCUGGUGUGUCUGUCAGAGAGGAAGAGGACAGUGUUAUAUAUAUAUAUAUAUACUCUAACCUGGUGUGUCUGUCAGAGAGGAAGAGGACAGUGUUAUAUAUAUAUAUAUAUACUCUAACCUGGUGUGUCUGUCAGAGAGGAAGAGGACAGUGUUAUAUAUAUAUAUAUACUCUAACCUGGUGUGUCUGUCAGAGAGGAAGAGGACAGUGUUAUAUAUAUAUAUAUAUACUCUAACCUGGUGUGUCUGUCAGAGAGGAAGAGGACAGUGUUAUAUAUAUAUAUAUACUCUAACCUGGUGUGUCUGUCAGAGAGGAAGAGGACAGUGUUAUAUAUAUAUAUAUAUACUCUAACCUGGUGUGUCUGUCAGAGAGGAAGAGGACAGUGUUAUAUAUAUAUAUUAUACUCUAACCUGGUGUGUCUGUCAGAGAGGAAGAGGACAGUGUUAUAUAUAUAUAUAUAUACUCUAACCUGGUGUGUCUGUCAGAGAGGAAGAGGACAGUGUUAUAUAUAUAUAUAUACUCUAACCUGGUGUGUCUGUCAGAGAGGAAGAGGACAGUGUUAUAUAUAUAUAUAUAUACUCUAACCUGGUGUGUCUGUCAGAGAGGAAGAGGACAGUGUUAUAUAUAUAUAUAUAUACUCUAACCUGGUGUGUCUGUCAGAGAGGAAGAGGACAGUGUUAUAUAUAUAUAUAUACUCUAACCUGGUGUGUCUGUCAGAGAGGAAGAGGACAGUGUUAUAUAUAUACUCUAACCUGGUGUGUCUGUCAGAGAGGAAGAGGACAGUGUUAUAUAUAUAUAUAUACUCUAACCUGGUGUGUCUGUCAGAGAGGAAGAGGACAGUGUUAUAUAUAUAUAUAUACUCUAACCUGGUGUGUCUGUCAGAGAGGAAGAGGACAGUGUUAUAUAUAUAUAUAUACUCUAACCUGGUGUGUCUGUCAGAGAGGAAGAGGACAGUGUUAUAUAUAUAUAUUAUACUCUAACCUGGUGUGUCUGUCAGAGAGGAAGAGGACAGUGUUAUAUAUAUAUAUAUACUCUAACCUGGUGUGUCUGUCAGAGAGGAAGAGGACAGUGUUAUAUAUAUAUAUAUACUCUAACCUGGUGUGUCUGUCAGAGAGGAAGAGGACAGUGUUAUAUAUAUAUAUAUAUACUCUAACCUGGUGUGUCUGUCAGAGAGGAAGAGGACAGUGUUAUAUAUAUAUAUAUAUACUCUAACCUGGUGUGUCUGUCAGAGAGGAAGAGGACAGUGUUAUAUAUAUAUAUAUACUCUAACCUGGUGUGUCUGUCAGAGAGGAAGAGGACAGUGUUAUAUAUAUAUAUAUAUACUCUAACCUGGUGUGUCUGUCAGAGAGGAAGAGGACAGUGUUAUAUAUAUAUAUAUACUCUAACCUGGUGUGUCUGUCAGAGAGGAAGAGGACAGUGUUAUAUAUAUAUAUAUACUCUAACCUGGUGUGUCUGUCAGAGAGGAAGAGGACAGUGUUAUAUAUAUAUAUAUAUACUCUAACCUGGUGUGUCUGUCAGAGAGGAAGAGGACAGUGUUAUAUAUAUAUAUAUAUACUCUAACCUGGUGUGUCUGUCAGAGAGGAAGAGGACAGUGUUAUAUAUAUAUAUAUACUCUAACCUGGUGUGUCUGUCAGAGAGGAAGAGGACAGUGUUAUAUAUAUAUAUAUACUCUAACCUGGUGUGUCUGUCAGAGAGGAAGAGGACAGUGUUAUAUAUAUAUAUAUAUACUCUAACCUGGUGUGUCUGUCAGAGAGGAAGAGGACAGUGUUAUAUAUAUAUAUAUAUACUCUAACCUGGUGUGUCUGUCAGAGAGGAAGAGGACAGUGUUAUAUAUAUAUAUAUAUACUCUAACCUGGUGUGUCUGUCAGAGAGGAAGAGGACAGUGUUAUAUAUAUAUAUAUAUACUCUAACCUGGUGUGUCUGUCAGAGAGGAAGAGGACAGUGUUAUAUAUAUAUAUAUAUACUCUAACCUGGUGUGUCUGUCAGAGAGGAAGAGGACAGUGUUAUAUAUAUAUAUAUAUACUCUAACCUGGUGUGUCUGUCAGAGAGGAAGAGGACAGUGUUAUAUAUAUAUAUAUAUACUCUAACCUGGUGUGUCUGUCAGAGAGGAAGAGGACAGUGUUAUAUAUAUAUAUAUACUCUAACCUGGUGUGUCUGUCAGAGAGGAAGAGGACAGUGUUAUAUAUAUAUAUAUACUCUAACCUGGUGUGUCUGUCAGAGAGGAAGAGGACAGUGUUAUAUAUAUAUAUAUACUCUAACCUGGUGUGUCUGUCAGAGAGGAAGAGGACAGUGUUAUAUAUAUAUAUAUACUCUAACCUGGUGUGUCUGUCAGAGAGGAAGAGGACAGUGUUAUAUAUAUAUAUAUAUACUCUAACCUGGUGUGUCUGUCAGAGAGGAAGAGGACAUGUAUUAGAUAUAACAGAAGACACCACACUGACUAAUACAGAUCAGUUGUACCAUAUUACCGCUGAGACGCGGACGGGAGAUGUUGUUCAGGAAGUCGUGUAUCUCCUUCACACACAACCUGGGGCUGACUGACUAAACAGAGAUCCUUUAUACAUUGUGUACGAGUAAUAUGGUGUUGAUUGGGGGCUUCUGACUGAGCAGUACAGAGAGUCCGGUCACUGAUGAUGAUGAUGAUGAUGAUGGAUUGUGUCUCGGUAAGUAGAUGAGGGUAGGAAGAAACGAAAAGGAAGACUAGAGCUGCGUUUUACACAGGCACCCAAAUCUGAUCAUUUUGGGGGGCCAGAAUCAGGUCGCCUUAGUGACGGAGACUUGGGGUUUUCUCCUGCUGAGGACUAUAUAUCUACAUCUAGUACAUCUCUGACCAAAGGGCUGUUUUAGAAUGGGCUGCGACCAUUGAGGCUACAACCCCAUAGGAAUCCCCCUGCCCAGUUGACUACUUUAAAAUGGUGGAAGCCCCUCAAUGGCCGCUACCCAUUCUAAAACUGCAUUUUUUGUUUUGUUUGUUGGGGGUCACUAAAAAGCCUGGAUCGUUCUCUAUGGGCCGACUGGACUACACAAGGUAACAAGAGUUAGCACCAGUUACCACAGCCACAAAGUGAUAAUUAUGUUUAAUAAAAUCCCUUUAAUAUUAUAAUAUUAUAUAAAUAAAUGCCAUUUUCUCCAAUUAAAAUCGGAUUUUUACACCUGUUUAUGACGUCAUUAUAUGCAUCACACCUUCUACUGAAUAAAGUCUCCUUUCCCUGUUUGACAAUUUUUCAUAAUGUUGUGUGUUUUUUGAAAAUACUUUUUUUGCUGCGGUUGUUUUUAAGUUGAAGAGCGAUUUAAAAUAAAUGUUUUCUGCUGAA